Molecule: messenger RNA, 1552 nt
Organism: Mercurialis annua (annual mercury)
Lineage: Eukaryota; Viridiplantae; Streptophyta; Magnoliopsida; Malpighiales; Euphorbiaceae
Exons: 15
Coding region: 84-1442 (452 amino acids)
Source: RefSeq, a predicted model, not a curated record
UCAUCAUCGUCUCUUUUUCUCCUCCGUUUUGAAAUUCCUUCCACAGAUUGAAAAUUCAAAAAUUCAGAUCAGGAGGAAAAGGAAUGAAUUCUCAGCAGCUUCACGCAUCUCUAGGUCGACGAACGUUGGAGGAAAUUAGGCAAAAAAGAGCAGCUGAAAGAUUAAGCAAAACUCAAUCAGGACCAGAUCUUAGUAAACCUCUAUUUCCUACCAAUGAUAAUGCUGGAAUCAAAAAAUCAGAAAGCGCAAAUCGUCUCUCUGAGAUGGAUGUUAGUGGAUUGGUAUCUCAGCUAAAAGAUUUGCAGGAAAAAAAUGCAGAUUUGGAGGAAAGCAACCAGAUGCUCUCCUUGAAGCUCCAAACAAAGGAUGUUGAGAAUGAGUCACUUAUGCAGCGCUUAAAUAACCUGGAACAAAAUACAGUACCGUCUUUACGUAAAGCACUUAGGGAUGUAGCCAUGGAGAAAGAUGCAGCAGUUGUUGCACGGGAGGACCUUUCAGCUCAGCUUCGUACCCUUAAGAAACGUUUCAAGGAAGCAGAAGAAGAACAGUACAGAGCUGAAGAAGAUGCAGCAGCCUUGAGAGCUGAAUUGAACUCAAUACAGCAGCAAGCAAUGAACAAUCCACUUGGUGGAAAAAUCCCGAUUGGUAAUUCACCUGAUCAAGUGCAAAGUUUGGAGAGGGAAUUGGCUAGUUUAAAGUCCAGUUUGCAGCAAGAGUCAUUGUUGAGGCAACAAGACCUGCGACGAUUAGCAGAGGAGCAGGCUCGGGUUUCUACCCUUGUGUCUGAAAAGCAGGAAGUGGAAGAAAAACUUGCUGCUUUGUCCACAAGAGCCCCCGAUGAAGUAUCAGAAAAAGUAGCUCAUAAGGUUUUAUCAGAGGAAGACAAAGAGAUAUUUGAGAAGCAGCUGCAUGAUUUGGCUGUAGCAGUUGAGAGAUUAGAGAGUAGUAGACAAAAACUCUUAAAGGAGAUUGAUUCCCAAUCUUCAGAGAUAGAGAAGCUAUUCGAGGAAAAUUCUAAUCUUUCUUCUUCUUAUGAAGAGGCAAUCAACGUAGGAAAACAGUGGGAAAAUCAGUUGAAGGAAUGUCUUAAGCAAAAUGAAGAGCUUCGUGGAGUUCUUGCUAAGAUGAGAACGGAACAGGCUAAUUUGCUGUCAUCAGGUGGUAGGGAGUUCCUGAAAAAUGCACCAGAACGUUAUAGCAAUGGGGUAAAUGAGACUGAUUCACAGUCUUAUACGACCGAAGUUAUUUCCCUCAAGGGUGAACUUGCAAAUGAACAAAACAGAGCAGAAGCACUGUCAGCAGAGGUUCUGAAGUUAUCAUCUAAGCUCCAAGAAGCCACACAAGCAUAUAAUGGUCUUACACGCCUCUACAAACCAGUCCUGAGGAGCAUCGAGAAUAAUCUCAUAAAAAUGAAGCAAGAUGGCUCGGUGGCUGUAGUGUGAAACUUGCCGCCUUUACAGCGAUAUAACUCAUUUUCCAACGACCCUUUUGUAAUACAUACAUGUAUUUUUGAACGAGGCAUUGCUUGAUUAAAAGAAGUUUCAAACAUUAA